Molecule: messenger RNA, 2079 nt
Organism: Phycomyces blakesleeanus NRRL 1555(-)
Lineage: Eukaryota; Fungi; Mucoromycota; Mucoromycetes; Mucorales; Phycomycetaceae
Exons: 4
Coding region: 71-1741 (556 amino acids)
Biological process (GO): transmembrane transport; carbohydrate transport
Cellular component (GO): membrane
Molecular function (GO): carbohydrate:proton symporter activity
Source: RefSeq, a predicted model, not a curated record
UUUUUUUUUAUUACUUAUUUAACUUCAUCCUGAAUUUUCCUUUUCAACCCCUUUCUAUUCCACUUUUAAUAUGUCACUCAAUACAAAAUAUGAGGCAAAGCGCCCUCCGCCUGAUAUUGAAACCUUUAGUACCAGGGCUGCUAGUCAUUUUGACGAAAAAAUCGAUGAUGAAAAAAUUCAUUCUGGUAUCAAAGGUUUAAUAGCAAACCCUUAUGUGUUUGCUACUGCUAUCUUUGCAUCUCUCGGAGGUGUAUUGUUUGGUUACGAUCAAGGUGUUAUUUCUGGUGUUCAGGAAAUGGAGACUUUUAAAGAUCGCUUCCCAAUGUCACCUACUGAGAAUGGUUUCGUUGUGUCUAUUCUCGAGCUUGGAUGUUGGGUGGGUGCCUGGCUAGUUGGUUACUUUGCAGACCGCAUCAGCCGAAAGUACUCCAUUGUCCUCUUUUCUGCUGUCUUUCUCGUUGGAAGCUCUCUUCAAGGUGCUGCCCAAAAUCUCAGUUAUCUUUUGAGUGGUCGUUUUGUUACUGGUCUGGCUGUCGGAGGUCUUAGUAUGUUGGUCCCUCUGUACCAAUCAGAGAUUGCUCCUCCGGAAAUCCGUGGAUCUCUCGUCUCUCUUCAACAGCUGGCCGUCACAUUUGGAAUCCUCAUUUCGUUCUGGAUCGACUACGGAACGGCCAACCUUUCAACAGAAGCACAGUGGCGGAUCCCUCUUUGCCUCCAAUUGGCCAUUGGCCUUGUACUUGGUGUGGGAAUUCUCUUCUUUCCUCACUCUCCUCGCUGGUUGAUGAGUGUUGGAAAGGAGGAACAGGCCCUCCAGGUCUUAUCCAAACUUCGCCGUCUCCCCGACCAUCACCCAAAGGUUAUCAAAGAAUGGCGGGAGAUCAAGAUCAAUGUCACUUUCGACAAGCUGGUCGAGAUCGAGACCUACCCCGACUAUGUCGAUGCCGGAACCUCUGGCCGUUUCAAAAUAUUCAUGAUGGGGUACGUGGAGCUGUUCCGCAAGGGUAUGCGCAACCGUCUCUUCAUCGCCUGUGCCAUCCAGUUCUUCCAGCAGUUCGUUGGAAUCAACGCCUUGAUCUACUACGCCCCCAAGAUCUUCCAGUCUGUCGGUCUCACCGGAAGCUCGGUGUCUCUGCUUGCCACCGGUGUCGUCGGUGUCAUCAACUUCCUCAUGACCAUUCCAACAGUCCUCUUCCUCGACAUGGUCGGUCGAAAGAAGAUGCUCAUGAUUGCCUCUGUCGGACUCUCCGUCAGUAUGAUCAUUGUUGCCAUUAUCACCGGCCUUUACGAGGAUGACUGGCCGAACCACACUGCCGAGGGGUGGGUUGCAGUUGUAUUUGUGUACAUCUUCAUUGCCAACUUUGCCUACUCGUGGGGACCUAUUGGUUGGGUCAUCCCAUCCGAGAUCUUCCCUCUUCGUGCUCGUGCAAAGGCCAUGAGUAUCUCCACUUCUGCCAACUGGAUGUGCAACUUCAUCAUGGGCAUGAUCACUCCUCCCAUGCUUGCCGGAAUUCAUUACGGUACAUACGUCUUCUUGGCAGUAUUCUGUGUCCUUUCCUUCCUGUUUACCUGGUUCUUCAUUCCUGAGACCAAAGGUCUGUCUCUUGAAGAGAUGGACAAUAUCUUUGGUGGUGACAUGGCCAACUCUGACUCCAAUCUCAUGUCUCGUGUCAGGGAAGAGGUCCACCAACAGGGUGUUCCAGCUAGGCCUGUGGACACAACCAGUGAUUCUCGAGGAGCCUAAUUUUCUCCCCUUUCAUUUGUUUUCUUUUUUUCUUUUUUCUUCAUACUUCUUUAUUAAAAUCUUUUACUUUAUAUAUUCUUUUAUUUUAAUUUCCAUUAAGUACACAGACACAGACACAGACACAGACACAAAGAAAAUAUCUGCCUGAAUUUGUGUGUGUAUAUUUAUAUAUAUAUAUUUACUCUUAUUUUUUUGUGCCAUAUCAAUAUCUUUUUCUCUCGUUUUUUUUUUCCAUUUUAUAUUAUACUAUUUUAUAUAUUCUUUCUCUUCUUCGCUCUCUUUUUUUUAUACAUAUAUUUUAUUUCAGCCAAUAAAAAAAACACCACAGAUCAAGCCUA